GGUCUUCCGUUGGAGCGUAAACAUUUGGGCCAAAGCGCUGCGCGAGACGAAGACCUGCUCCUUCUCCUCCCCGCCGGCCAUUCUCUGGUCCCGUCCUGCUUCCGGGAGGCAGUGUCAGCCGCUGGAAAGUGCCGUUCCCGCUGGUGCUGGUUUUCCCUGGAAAACUGCUGGCUCUUUAUUGUUUUCCAUAUUUGCUGAUUGGGAGCAGGGGGAGCUCUUCCCGGGGUCCGGGGCGGUGGUGCAGCUGGUUGUAGAAUUGGAAUAAAAGGUCUCCCGCGACCCCACCCCCGAGUUGCGCUCCGAGGACACUCAUGGGAGUGCAGGGCCUCUGGAAGCUGCUCGAGUGCUCAGGGCGGCAGGUCAGCCCGGAGACGCUGGAAGGGAAGAUCCUCGCCGUGGAUAUUAGCAUUUGGUUAAACCAAGCCCUUAAAGGAGUCCGGGAUCGCCAUGGGAACUCGAUAGAAAAUGCUCAUCUUCUCACUUUGUUUCAUCGGCUCUGCAAACUCUUAUUUUUUCGAAUUCGUCCUAUUUUUGUGUUUGAUGGCGACGCUCCACUAUUGAAGAAACAGACUUUGGCUAAGAGAAGGCAGAGAAAGGAUUUGGCAACCAGUGACUCCAAAAAGACUACAGAGAAGCUUUUGAAAACAUUUUUGAAAAGACAAGCUAUUAAAAGUGCCUUAAAAAGCAAAAGAGAUGAAGCGCUACCCAGUCUUACUCAAGUUCAAAGAGAGGAUGACAUCUAUGUUUUGCCGCCUUUACAAGAGCAAGAAAAAAAUAGUUCAGAAGAGGAAGAUGAAAAAGAAUGGCAAGAAAGAAUGAGUCAAAAACAAGCAUUACAGGAAGAGUUCUUUCACAAUCCUCACGCAGUAGAUAUUGAGUCUGAAGACUUCAACAGCUUGCCCCUGGAAAUAAAGCAUGAAAUCUUGACUGACAUGAAAGAAUUUACCAAGCGAAGAAGAACAUUAUUUGAAGCAAUGCCAGAGGAGUCCAAUGACUUUUCACAGUACCAGCUUAAAGGUUUGCUUAAAAAAAACUAUCUAAACCAACGCAUAGAAAAUGUCCAAAAGGAAAUGAAUCAGCAGCAUUCAGGACAAAUUCAAAGGCAGUAUGAAGAUGAAGGGGGCUUUUUGAAGGAGGUAGAGUCAAGGAGAGUGGUCUCUGAAGACACUUCACAUUACAUCUUGAUAAAAGGUAUUCAAGUUAAGGCAGUUGCAGAAGUGGACUCAGAGUCUCUUCCUUCUUCCAGCAAAAUGCAUAGCAUGUCUUCUGACAUGAAGUUGUCUCCAUGUGAAAAACCUAAGCCCGAGAAAGAGCCUGAUGCUGCUCCUCCUUCUCCAAGAACGGUGCUGGCCAUGCAAGCUGCCAUGCUGGGAAGUGGCUCAGAAGAGGAGUUGGAGAGUGAGACUCAAAGGCAGUACAAGGAGAAGAAUGCACCUGCUACUGUAGAGCCAGGCUCCGUAUCACCUCGGACUCUCUUAGUGAUUCAGAAAGCUCUUGAGGAUGAUGAAGACGUGAAGGUGCAUUCUGGGAACAAUUUACAGACAGGGGGCUCGGAAGCGAAUAAACUGCUUAUGAACAGUUCUGAUGAGGAGACUGAUGAAGGACUUAACGUGAGAGGUGGAAAAGAAAUGCUGUUGACAACAGUACCUCAUUCAACCAGUGUGAACUUUGUAGAGGAGCGUGUAACCAGCACUAAUAAUGCAAAAGAGCCGACAGACUCGGCUCAUUUAUCAAGGACUAUCCUUUGUCAAGGCAGUGCAUCUAACGUUCUAAAAGAACAAACGUCAUUUAUUCCCACAGUGAACGAAGCCUUUCACACAAGUGAUGAGUCUAUGGUUAAGGAUAGAAAAGAUCCAGUUCCUUUAGAAAGCACAGAGGUGAUACACAGGAAUGUACCUGGGCUCCAGAGUGGAAGAGAACUGACACUGACACCUCUGACAAGUGCAAGUUCUGUAUCCAGGAAUGAAACACGUACCAGAGCACUUGAGCCACAACAAGAUCUUCGUCCAUCUGAGAGUAAAUUUGAUUCCUCUGUUCUUUCAAGUGAUGAUGAAACAGAAUGCAAAAAAAAUCCUACUUCUGAAGUCUUUGGCGCUGUCGGUUUGCAAGAAGCAAGUAACACACCAAGUGUCCCUUCAGAGGCAGUAGGUAACUUAGAAAACGCGGUAUCGUUUAAUGUGAAAGAGCACGAAAGUUUCCCGAAAGCCAUCCAAGAACAUGAGGCAAUGGAAUCUGCAGGCCAGGAUUUAAUUUCAGUUCCAGAAUCCAUGGAACCAGUGGAAACUGACUCUGAAGAAAGUGAAUCUGAUGGAAGUUUCAUUGAAGUGCGGAGUGUAAUUAGUGAUGAUGAACUUCAAGAUGAGUUACACGAAGCUUCCAAACCUCCCUCUGGACAAGGAGAAGAGGAACUGAUAGAAACUAGGAAGGAAGAAGCCACUGGUGACUCUGAGGACCUCCCAAGAGAUGACUCUGAAAGCGAGGCCUUGGAUAUUGAGCCACGUGAAGAAACCGAAAAAGAUACAGAGGAUUCAUUCAAUGAAUGGCAAGAUAUUAAUUUGGAGGAACUGGAAACUCUGGAGAGCAACCUUUUAGUCCAACAGAAUUCACUGAAAGCCCAGAAAGAGCAGCAAGAGCGGAUUGCUGCGACUGUGACAGGACAGAUGUUCCUGGAGAGCCAGGAACUUCUCCGCCUGUUUGGCGUUCCCUACAUCGAGGCUCCCAUGGAAGCGGAGGCUCAGUGUGCCAUUCUGGAUCUGACGGAUCAAACUUCUGGAACAAUCACUGAUGAUAGUGAUAUUUGGCUGUUCGGAGCACGGCAUGUCUAUAAAAACUUUUUUAAUAAAAACAAGUUUGUAGAAUAUUACCAGUAUGUGGAUUUUCACAACCAGUUAGGAUUGGACCGGAACAAAUUAAUAAAUUUGGCCUAUUUGCUUGGAAGUGAUUAUACAGAAGGAAUACCAACUGUAGGUUGUGUUACAGCCAUGGAAAUUCUCAAUGAAUUCCCUGGACAUGGCCUGGAACCUCUCCUAAAAUUCUCAGAGUGGUGGAAUGAAGCUCAAAAAAAUAAGAAGAUAAGACCUAAUCCUUAUGACACCAAAGUGAAAAAAAAGUUACGCAAGUUGCAGCUCACACCUGGCUUUCCUAACCCGGCUGUUGCAGAAGCUUACCUCAAACCUGUGGUGGAUGACUCCAAAGGAUCAUUUCUCUGGGGGAAACCUGAUCUUGACAAAAUUAGAGAAUUUUGUCAGCGGUAUUUCGGCUGGAACAGGAUGAAGACUGAUGAGACUCUAUUUCCAGUACUAAAGCAACUGAAUGCCCAGCAGACACAGCUCCGAAUUGAUUCUUUCUUUAGAUUAGCUCAACACGAGAAACAAGAUGCUAAGGGUGUUAAGAGCCAGAGACUUAACAGAGCUGUGACGUGUAUGCUGAGGAAAGAAAGAGAAGCAGCAGCCAGUGAAAUAGAAGCAGUUUCUGUUGCCGUGGAGAAAGAAUCUGAGUUCCUUGAUAAGGCAAAAGGAGGAACCCAGAAGAGAAGCAUAGCAAAUAAAUGGAAAGAAUCGUCAAGCCUGAAAAGAAAGAGGCUUUCAGAUUCUAAACAAGAGGAUGAAUGUGGUGGGUUUUUGGGGGAGGCCUACCUCUCACAGUCGUCUGAGGCAUCUUCAAGUGAGGAUGCUGAAGGUUUAUCUUUAAUGGAUAUGCAGAGGGGAAGAGCAGCUCAAGAGUCAAAAAUCAGUUCUUCAGGUUUGCAGAACACAGCGAAACCUGUUCCUGGGAGGGGCGAAGGUGCAACCACGAGCAGCUCCAGUGACGACGAUGGAGAGGAAACAAAACAAGCCCUGGUGACGGCCAGAUCGGUAUUUGGGAAGAAAAAGAGGAAACUGAGAAGUACAAGAAGAAAGCAAAACCUAAUUUAA
This is a messenger RNA of Ceratotherium simum simum (southern white rhinoceros), 3914 nucleotides long. NCBI's taxonomy places the organism in Eukaryota, Metazoa, Chordata, Mammalia, Perissodactyla, Rhinocerotidae. The record is from RefSeq and is a predicted model, not a curated record.